Messenger RNA from Brenthis ino (lesser marbled fritillary), 1296 nucleotides. The record is from the annotation of a GenBank genome assembly. NCBI's taxonomy places the organism in Eukaryota, Metazoa, Arthropoda, Insecta, Lepidoptera, Nymphalidae.
AUGAGCUUGUUAAUAUUUUUAUUGUGGGCUUCUAUAGCUUUAGUGUCAGCUGGAAAUCAUGAUAUUUAUUCUGGAUACGCAGUCUACGGCAUUCACCUAAAAGAUGAGGUAGAUCAAAAAUCUCUAAUUAGUCUAGAAAAAGAACUAGACGUUGAUGUCUGGAACCAUGGUGCAUUGGAAACAAGAGACGCCUUAGUUAUGGUGUCUCCGGAGAAUAAAGCUCAAUUGUUGAAAAUUUUAAAUGAACGUGACUUGAAGUAUUAUCUUCAUAUGGCGGAUGUUGCUAAAUCUCUCACAGAGUUUGAUUUAGAAGUCGCUCGUUGGCAACGAAGCAGGUCAAAUAGACUAGUGCCAUAUUCAGAUUACCCCAGAUAUAGUGAGGUUGACCAAUAUAUGGAAAGAAUAGCUAGUGAGUAUCCUAACUUGGUAACUUUGGUAAAUGCUGGAGCUAGUUUCGAAGGAAGACCUAUCAAGUACUUGAAGAUAUCUACUUCAAAUUUCACAAAUACCAGCAAACCAAUAUACUAUAUGGAUGCGGCCAUACACGCCAGAGAGUGGGUGACUGUACCUCUGGCUCUCUACACUGUGCAUCGAUUAGUUGAAGAUCUGAGGGAGGAGGACAGAGACUUAUUGGAGAACGUUGACUGGAUCAUCCUACCCAUAGUGAACCCAGAUGGAUAUGAAUACUCUCAUACUGAUAAUCGUCUUUGGCGCCGAACUAGAUCAUACUAUCCAGAAAUUAGCACAGAAUGCUGGGGGGUAGAUGCAAAUCGUAACUUCGAUGUCAAUUUUAAUACAAUCGGUGUGUCCUCAAAUGCUUGCUCCGAUAUAUACCCUGGUCAUCAAGCUUUUUCCGAACCUGAAACAAGAUACGUCAGAGACAUUAUUCUAGGACAUAUUAACCGUAUACAACUUUACCUAAACGUUCACAGUUACGGAAAUUAUGUUUUGUUUGGUUUUGGUAAUGCCACUUUACCAGCGAAUGCUCCUCACUUGCAUGCAGUAGGUGCAGCGAUGGCAGCUGCGAUUGAUGCCAAGAAACUAGACAAAGCGCUGUAUUAUUUAGUGGGGAACAGUAAUUUGGCUCUGUAUGGAACUUCAGGCAGCGCUCAGGAUUAUGGACAGGCGGUCGGAGUGCCACUUUCCUACACACUAGAGCUACCCGGAUAUGAAUACGAUUUCCGCGUUCCUCCGCAGUACAUCGAACAGAUUAACAAGGAGACGUGGGAAGGAAUUGCAGUGUCUGCUAGAUUUGCCAAUUUGUUGUAUCAAGCGAGAAACUCUAGUAGUACUAAU